ACGUUCACGCACACCUGCGCGCGAGCCAGACACGCUGUCGCAGUUCGUUAGUGUGUAUGCGUUGUAGCAUACAGUUGCUGUGUUACCAUAUCCAUUAUACCAAGGACAGUACGACGCUAUACAGUAAUGGCUCAUACUCAACAACCAUCUUUCGGUACUAUAUACGAUGCAAGGCCCAAAACUCAAUGGAUGGAAAUGCCAGCUUCGGUUCCAGGUUGCCCACCUGGCCUUGAAUAUUUAACUCAGCUGGAUCAAGUUUUGAUUCAGCAACAAGUCGAAAUAUUUGAAGCAAUGACGGACAUUGAAACAAAGAACAGAUACGCCAUCAAGAAUACUCUGGGGCAGCAGUGUUACUUUGCAAAAGAAGAGUCGAGUCUGUUUCAAAGGCUCUGUUGUGGAACCGGGCGUGGCUUUGAAAUAAAAGUAACCAACAACGCGGGUCAGGAAGUUAUGAGAAUGAGACGCAAGUUUAAAUGUUGUGCAGGAUGCUGCUGGUGCGCCAACAGCGACACAUGCGCUUUCUAUUUAGAAGUGGAAUCACCAACUGGAACAUUUAUCGGCGGCGUGAGGCAAUCGCAAUCAUGUUGGUACCCUAUGUAUCAAGUGAUAGAUGCUAACGAACGUCCGGUGUUUAAUAUUGAUGGGCCAUGUUGUCCGUGUUCUGGGCCAUGCUGCACAAGCGACAACGAUUUCUUGGUUACAACAUCUGACGGUGCAGUCACACAAGUUGGUAAAAUAACAAGAGAAUACGCGGGCUUAAUGAAAGAGGCUUUUACGGAUGCUACUAACUUUGCUGUGACGUUUCCAAUGGACCUUGAUGUGAGAAUGAAAGCUGUUCUUAUGGGUGCAACGCUAUUGAUUGAUUUCAUGUAUUACGAAACGGAUAAGAAUAACGAUUCGUAAGCGGAAGUUGCUUUGUACACGUUUCUAAAGAAAACCCAAAGAAGCGGUUCUUUGUUAAAGACUUUGGUGCAUUUCAAGCACGGUUUCUGAUUUGAAAAAGUGUAUAUUACUGUGGGGUAAGAUGGAUACAGCACAUGAUAUCUCAUGUUCCCAUAACUCGUUUUUAACAAUCGACCAUACUCAUUCAGAGUCGUAAGGAUACAGUUAUAUAAUUCUGUAAAUAUCCUAAUUUACCAAACGGGACGGUAAAACAAAAUGAAAACAUAAACCAUCUUACCCUUACUUUCUAUAGAUAGUAUAUGUAACUUGCACAGACAUUACGAAAUUACAUUAAUAAAUCUGCAAUGCAAAACU
This is a messenger RNA of Ciona intestinalis (vase tunicate), 1257 nucleotides long. The record is from RefSeq and is a predicted model, not a curated record. NCBI's taxonomy places the organism in Eukaryota, Metazoa, Chordata, Ascidiacea, Phlebobranchia, Cionidae.